CUCCAGUUAAUGCUACAGGACACUGGGAGAACUCCCCCUGAGACAAGAGCUGCAGACUGAAGAGGAAGCAAGUCCAGACCUGCCCAGAAUUUCCCUCUGCCCUGAGUGGAAAGACAGUCAGAGAGUGAGAAAGUGCAAGAGAGAACAACUCCCUCACAAUGCGGACCCUCAUCCUUCUCGCGCUCCUGGCUGUUUUGAUGGCUGCAGCUUUCUGCUAUGAAUCCCACGAGAGUAUGGAAUCCCAUGAGAUUUUUGAUCCCUUCAUUAACAGACGAAAUGCCAACAACUUCAUGAACGCUCAGCAGAGACGAAACUUUGUGCAGGAGAGGAUCAGAGAACGUAACAAGAGCCCCCAGGAACGCCAGCGAGAGAUCUGCGAGGACUAUAACCCCUGUGAGCGCUACGCCAUGUUCUAUGGCUACCCUGCUGCCUACAAGCGCUUCUUUGGGCAGCGGAGGAGCAAAUUUGAGUGACAAGUUCCCAUUCCCGGAGCCUGGAGCCCGGGUUCUGUACCUAGAUGGAGCAAAGUCUCUGAAACUUAUUAAGUUGCUUGUUCACUGUAUGUUAUCCUGCCCACUGCUUCACUCCCCUGUAGCUGAGGAUUCCUAGAUUUUGUGUUAAUUAGUCUAAUGGCGAUGUAGAUGAGGUUGGACAGGCGCCAGGAUGUGGGUGUUUAUUACACAAUAAACUGCCAGUUUGAUACUGUUU
Molecule: messenger RNA, 708 nt
Organism: Pelodiscus sinensis (Chinese soft-shelled turtle)
Lineage: Eukaryota; Metazoa; Chordata; Testudines; Trionychidae
Gene: MGP
Product: matrix Gla protein
Biological process (GO): regulation of bone mineralization
Cellular component (GO): extracellular region
Molecular function (GO): calcium ion binding
Source: RefSeq, a predicted model, not a curated record